AUGUGGACAACCAACUCCGGCCUCCGGGGCAAGAAGCUCCACUGGGCCAUCACCUUCACCUCCGUCGUCGGUUUCUCCCUAUUCGGCUAUGACCAGGGUCUGAUGUCCGGUAUUCUACAAGGCACAUCCUUCGUCAAACAGUUCCCUGUCCUCAAUAAAGACCUUCCUGGUAACGACGCGGAUCAUGUCUCUGUCUUGCAGGGUGCCGUCAACUCCUGCUACGAACUAGGAUGUUUCUUCGGUGCUAUCUUCACUCUCUGCUUCGGUCAGCGAACCGGCCGUACUCCUUUACUGGUUGCCGGUGGUGCUCUGAUGGUGGUCGGUACGGUCCUUUCUACUGCUGCCUAUGGCGAGUCCUGGGGUCUAGGUCAAUUUGUGAUUGGUCGUGUAGUCUCCGGUCUUGGAAACGGUAUGGACACUGCCACUAUCCCGGUCUGGCAGUCUGAGUGUUCCAAGGCCCACAACCGCGGUUUCCUUGUUUGUUUCGAGGGUGCCAUUAUUGCUGUUGGUACCUUUAUUGCCUACUGGAUCGAUUUUGGUUUAUCCUACACCGAAUCCUCUGUCCAGUGGCGAUUCCCUGUCGCCUUCCAGAUCUUGUUUGCUAUCUUUGUUAUUAUUGGUGCUCUUAUGCUGCCUGAGUCUCCUCGUUGGUUUAUUAUGCAGGGAAAGGAUCAGGAGGCUCUCUAUGUUAUGGCCCAGCUUAAUGAUAGCACCGAGGAUGCUGAGGAUGUCCUGCGUGAUUUCAACUUGAUGAAGGCUGACAUGAAGGCUGCCGAGGCCCAGGAAUCUAACAGCAGCUGGAAGACCCUCUUCACAUUUGGCAAGACCCAAGAGUUCCAGCGUAUGAUGAUUGGUUGCUCUGGCCAAUUCUUCCAACAAUUUACUGGCUGUAACGCAGCGAUCUACUACUCUACUCUCCUUUUUGAAAAUAACCUUCAUAUGGAACAUAAGAUGGCUAUGAUUAUUGGUGGUGUUUUCGCCACUGUCUAUGCCAUUGCCACUAUUCCUUCCUUUGUCAUGGUUGAGAAGGUUGGCCGUCGCAACUUAUUCCUACUUGGUUUCCUUGGUCAAGGUCUUUCUUUUAUCAUCACUAUGGGUUGCCUGAUCGACGAGAAUACCCAAAAUGCCAAGGGUGCCGCCGUCGGUAUCUUUCUGUUUAUCUGCUUUUUCGCCUUCACUACACUGCCUCUGCCUUGGAUCUACCCUCCCGAGAUCAAUCCUCUUCGCACCCGUACCAAGGCAGCUGCCGCUUCCACUUGCACCAACUGGAUUAACAACUUCGCUGUUGUCAUGUUCACCCCUGUCUUCGCCAACCAGAGCCCUUGGGGUAUCUACCUAUUCUUCGCCCUGGUCAACUUUACCGCCAUUCCCUUCGCCUACUUCUUCUACGUUGAAACCGCCGGUCGUGAUUUGGAAGAGGUUGAUGUCAUCUUUGCCAAGGCUCACAUUGAGAAGAAGUGGCCCUUCCAGGUCGCCAAGCAGCUGCCUAAGCUCACCAUUGAACAGAUCAACGAGAUGCAGGCCGAGCUUGGCCUGACUACCACCGACCACCAUGCAACUGAGUCCGAGAAGGUUGAGAUGGCUACUAGUAGCGGAGAGAGCGAGGACAAGCAUGCUUCGGGUUAA
Molecule: messenger RNA, 1626 nt
Organism: Penicillium antarcticum
Lineage: Eukaryota; Fungi; Ascomycota; Eurotiomycetes; Eurotiales; Aspergillaceae
Product: sugar porter family MFS transporter
Exons: 1
Coding region: 1-1626 (541 amino acids)
Biological process (GO): carbohydrate transport; transmembrane transport
Cellular component (GO): membrane
Molecular function (GO): carbohydrate:proton symporter activity
Source: RefSeq, a predicted model, not a curated record